GAAAGGCAGAGGAGCGGCUGGAGCUGGCUUGGGUUGUGCGGGUGUAAUCCUAUCACACAACAAUGGAUGACUAUACAAAAAUAGAGAAGAUUGGUGAAGGAACUUACGGUGUUGUAUACAAAGGCAAGCACAAAGCUACGGGCCAGGUGGUUGCCAUGAAAAAGAUCCGAUUAGAGAGCGAAGAAGAAGGUGUUCCCAGCACUGCCAUUCGUGAGGUUUCCUUAUUGAAAGAGCUUCAUCAUCCCAAUAUAGUCUGUCUUCAGGAUGUGCUUAUGCAAGAUUCAAGGCUUUACCUUAUCUUUGAAUUUCUUUCUAUGGAUCUCAAGAAAUACUUGGACUCUAUCCCAUCAGGACAGUAUUUAGACCGUAUGCUUGUUAAGAGUUACUUGUACCAAAUCUUGCAAGGUAUUGUGUUCUGCCAUUCAAGAAGGAUUCUGCACCGAGACUUGAAACCUCAGAAUUUGUUAAUAGACGACAAUGGAGUAAUCAAACUAGCUGACUUUGGGUUGGCUCGAGCUUUUGGUAUCCCCGUGCGGGUCUACACGCAUGAGGUCGUAACCCUGUGGUACAGAUCCCCAGAAGUGCUGCUAGGCUCUGCGCGUUACGCGACGCCUGUGGAUAUAUGGAGCAUAGGCACCAUUUUUGCUGAAAUGGCAACCAAGAAACCGCUCUUCCACGGGGACUCAGAAAUUGACCAGCUCUUCAGGAUUUUCAGAGCUUUGGGGACACCUAACAACGAGGUGUGGCCUGAAGUAGAGUCUUUGCAAGAUUACAAGAACACUUUCCCCAAGUGGAAGCCCAGCAGCCUGGUGUCACACGUCAAAAACCUGGAUGAAGAUGGCCUGGACCUGCUUUCUAAAAUGUUAAUCUAUGACCCUGCAAAGAGAAUUUCUGGUCGCACUGCCCUGAACCACCCAUAUUUUGACGACUUAGACAAAUCUAAACUUCCAGCCAGUCGGAUCAAGAAAUGCUAAUUGCCCUAAACCUCCCAGAUGAGUUGUGGG
Euleptes europaea (tarantolino) is the source of this 1004-nucleotide messenger RNA. RefSeq names its product cyclin dependent kinase 1 (gene CDK1). Gene Ontology annotation, cellular component: nucleus. The record is from RefSeq and is a predicted model, not a curated record. Gene Ontology annotation, biological process: mitotic G2 DNA damage checkpoint signaling; protein phosphorylation; G2/M transition of mitotic cell cycle. Bases 63 to 974 code for a protein of 303 amino acids. The transcript has 8 exons. NCBI's taxonomy places the organism in Eukaryota, Metazoa, Chordata, Lepidosauria, Squamata, Sphaerodactylidae. Gene Ontology annotation, molecular function: cyclin-dependent protein serine/threonine kinase activity; RNA polymerase II CTD heptapeptide repeat kinase activity; ATP binding.